AUGUCUUCAUCAGAAGAGGAAGAGCCUUUGAGGAUUCUUUUGGUGGGCAAUGGAGGAAGAGAGCACACGUUGGCUUGGAAAUUGGCUCAAUCUCCUCUUGUCGAGGCCAUCCAUAUCGUUCCUGGCAAUGGCGGGACUGCAAACCUGCCCAAAUGCCAGAACAUCACCAAUGUCGACGCGACCGAUUUUCCCCGCCUCACCGAACACGCCAUUGGCAACCGCAUCAACUUCCUCAUCCCGGGUCCUGAAGCUCCUCUGGUAGCAGGAAUCACCGACCACUUUGCCAGAUAUGCGGCCCACGUCAACAUAUUUGGUCCUAGUAAGAAGGCCGCUCGUAUGGAAGGAAGCAAGACCUUCUCCAAGGACUUCAUGAAAAAAUACAACAUCCCAACCGCGAGAUAUGAGAACUUUUCCCAUUAUGAGAGUGCACAACAGCAUUUGGACAAGGUGGACUAUAAUGUGGUCAUCAAAGCGGAUGGUCUUGCGGGGGGAAAGGGCGUCAUCAUCCCUACAUCCAAAGCUGAGGCGCAAGAAGCUUUGAAGGACAUCAUGCAGAAUCGGGAAUUCGGGGAGGCAGGCAACUCGGUCGUGAUUGAGGAAUUUUUGGAAGGAGAUGAGAUUUCCAUCCUCUCUCUCAGCGAUGGAAAGACCAUCCUCUCUCUUCCUCCAGCUCAAGAUCACAAACGGAUUGGAGAGGGAGAUACGGGACCCAACACCGGAGGAAUGGGAACCUACGCUCCAGCUCCUGUGGCUACAAAGGAGAUACUAGAGGAAAUUGAGAGGGACACGCUCCUUCCAACAAUUCGUGGGAUGGAAAAGGAGAAGAUGCCAUUCGUGGGAUGUCUCUUUACUGGCUUCAUGCUCACUCCUGCGGGUCCACGAUUGUUGGAAUACAACGUCCGGUUCGGCGAUCCGGAAACACAGUCUUGCUUGAGUUUGCUGGAGAGCGACCUUGCCGAGCUUAUGCUGGCAGCUGCGACCGGAUCUCUCGACACCAAGACCAUCAAGGUSAAGGAAGCAAGUGCAUGUACCGUCGUGGUAGCAGCCGAUGGAUACCCAGGUUCAUACCCCAAAGGCACGGUCAUGCAGGUCGGAAAGCCAGCGGAAGGCAUUGAGUUCUUCCACGCAGGGACGAACUUUAAGAAUGGACAGUUGGUAACAUCUGGCGGCAGAGUCAUUGCUUCCACUGCCACGGGAGCCACUUUGAAGGAAGCUGUAAAGAAGGCUUAUGAGGGCGUUGAGCAGAUCAAAUUCGAGGGCAUGCAGUUCAGACGGGAUAUCGCCCAUCGAGCUCUGCGGUGA
This is a messenger RNA of Ramularia collo-cygni, 1302 nucleotides long. Its product is annotated as related to Phosphoribosylamine--glycine ligase. The record is from RefSeq and is a predicted model, not a curated record. Gene Ontology annotation, biological process: purine nucleobase biosynthetic process. Lineage: Eukaryota; Fungi; Ascomycota; Dothideomycetes; Mycosphaerellales; Mycosphaerellaceae. The transcript has 2 exons. The coding region runs from base 1 to 1302 and encodes 433 amino acids. Gene Ontology annotation, molecular function: phosphoribosylamine-glycine ligase activity; ATP binding; metal ion binding.